UUAGUAUUUUAAAAAUGUUAAGCGUCAGUAAUUCAUUAUUUAAGUUCGUAUUAUUAAAAUUGGAAUUGAAAUUUUUGAUAUAUACGUUUUAUGUCUUAAUUCAAAGUACUUCUCUAAAGUAAUCACAGCAUACAUUAAAAAAUAAUUAAUGUAAUACUGAGUUAACUAUGUUUUAUUAAUUUUCAAAAUUUGAAAUGUGAAUUUACAAUAGACAUAACUGUCAAAAUGAUGUCCAUACCAAAUAACAAUCUUAAAUUAGCCGUAGAAAUGGCUAGUCGAGUAGAAACAGCUCUUGCAAAACGGAUGAGUGAUCAGUCUGAAGCUCAGGGAUCACCUCAACAACAAUCACCACAACUGAAAACUCAAUUUGAGAUAAAUGACUUAGCUGAUACAGAUAGAAUAUUACUUACUAGCAAGUCCAUUCAGAAUGAUAUAGAAGAAUUUUCUGGUACUAUAAUUGUGACCAGAGGUCGCUAUUUGACACCAAAGGAAAAAAACCAAGCAUCAUCUGAGCGGUCAUUACAUUUAUUGAUAAAAGGUCCAAAAAAACAAAAUUUAGAUCUUGCUAUACAAAAAAUACAAUCAUUAAUUCAACGUGACAAAGAUAUGUCAAAACAUCCUAAUCUAACAUCUGGUCCUUUGAUCAAUGGAGCUGGAAUAGAAAAAGUAUUAAUUGGAUUAGAUCAUGCACCACCUGCCUUUGAUCUUAGAAAUAAAAUUCUUGGUGUGAAUGGUGCAAAUCUCCAUUAUAUUAUGAAUGAAACUGGAGCUGUAGUGACAAUGAGAGGCAGAGGUUCAGGAUUUAUAGAAGCAAAUGGACAAGAAUCAGUAGAACCAUUACAUCUAUGCGUAGAACAUGCCAAAAAUGAAGUAUUACAAAAUGGAAGACAAUUAGCUUUUAAUUUAAUAGAAACUAUUCAAAAUGAAUAUAGUGCUACUUAUGGUUCUAAUCAUGUUGCAUCGUCAUCUAAUGUUAAUCAUCAGAACCCAACUGUUCAUAUUCAGCAACCUAUUAUUCAACAGAGUUUACAAACAAAUAAUGGACAAAUGCAGCAGUUAAAUCCUACACAAUAUCAGACUAUACAAGUAGCUGCUCAACCAAACAUGAUGCCACUACAAGAUAACUCACAAAUGGUUCAGACUUCUGUUUCUAAUGUUCAGAUGCCUUUAUUUACUCAGCAAGGGGUUCCUCAAAUAAUGGCUGUACCAUCUCCUGUUUUGGGAAAUCAUCAGCAACAUCAAUCAACACAAAAUCCUCAAGGUCCAACACAUAUUGCCUCAAUAGCACAGCCUCAGGCAUCAAUUAUUUCUCAAAUUCAAGCACAAGUAGUUAAUCCACAACAACAACAAAUUCCUUUGUCUAUUACCCCAGUUAGUUACUCAACAAUUCAACAACAUCAGAUUCAUCAACAACAACAGACUAAAAGUUUGGAAAAUGUUCAACAUAAUCCAUCUGUUACUCAUACUACUCCAACAUCAUUAGCUAAUGGUGUUAUACCCCAUACACAAGCUUUUAUGACUCAAGCCACUCUUCCCAUUCAAUAUAUCCAAACAUCAAAUGGUCAGAUUAUUGCUUAUCAACCUCAAGUACAAUCAAAUGCAUUUCAAAUGACUCAAACUCCAAAUGUUAGUCAAGUGACACAAUUAAAUCAACCUACAAAUACAGGUUUAAUUGGUACAACUUACAUUUUGGGUAGUCAAGUUGCACAGUACCAACAACCAGCUAGCCAACCUGGUCAGGUAAUGAUAGUUCAAUAUCAACAACCAACUCCUGAAAUUCAACAGCCUACACUACAAACUAUUCACCUCCAACAAACUCAAUCAGGUCAACUUAUUCCCGCUAAUAUUCCAAAUGGACAAUUAAUAGUACAGCAAACACCUGGUCAACCUGCUCAAAUACAAAUGAUGAUGCCUCAGUUAAACCAAUUUCAAAAUAUACAACCACAAAUUAUACAAAAUUUGCCGGGUUUACUGCAAACACAGACUAACCAUGCACAAACUCAACAACUUUUAAUCCAACAACAAAGUAAAGCUUUUACCCAACAGACACCAACACAAAAUGGGAAUCAAAUAAUGUCAUUACCCAUUUCUCAUCAAAUUUUGCAAACUCAAGGAAAUGGUAUUGUUACAAUGGCACUUCCACAACAACAACAACCACCCAAACCACACCAUCAAAUAAUUCAAACUCAAAUUUCGGAUAAACAGCAAGUUAUUUACAAACAAGAAGAAACUUCUCACCAACCAAUCAUGAUUCAACAAGGACAACAGCAAUCUGUUCAUUAUUAUCAACAAAGUAAUCAGUUUCAAUAUCAACCUGUUAAGAGAUCUUAUGAAAUGAUAGUAUCAGAAGGCGGAGGGAUGUCUGGAACAAAAAUCAUAAGAACUGGACCAUCUCCAAUUACUGGUAACAAUGAGAAUAUUGAUGAUAACCAAGUACGUCAUAUAACCAUUAAUGGUAUGGUUCAAACUUCAAAUACUGGAAGGCGUACUCCACAAACAAAUUUUCAACAACAACCUACAUUAAAUGCUUCAAAUAUUUCAGGUGAUAUGCGCUCAAAAGAUUGCUCGAACACUAGUUUGAAAGGACGAGGAUUUGAACCAGAUCAACGAUCAAAUACUCCAAUUUCAGAGUCUAAUCGUUCAUCAUCAGUAACAUAUACUGUUCUUCCUGAUUCUAUGAGAAAUCAAACCUUCACACCAACUCAAUCAGCUGAGAUACAGCAGCAGCAACCAUCACAAGGUACUAUUACUUAUCAAUCUCAACAACAAAUUCCUUCAUAUUGGAUUCAGCAAAAUAAUUCUCCACAAGAAAAUAUUGCGGGAACACCUCCUCCAAAAGAAGGCACUUUACAUUAUGUUGAUUAAUAUUAUUAUUUUUAAAACAUAGUUGGAAAGACUAUUUUUUUAGGUAUUUUUAUACAUAAUACAAGUAUCAUGAAAAAUAUUUUAAUAAAAUAAAAAUAUUGUUUCAUA
Messenger RNA from Daktulosphaira vitifoliae (grape phylloxera), 2973 nucleotides. RefSeq names its product transcription factor SPT20 homolog. Bases 226 to 2865 code for a protein of 879 amino acids. Gene Ontology annotation, cellular component: nucleus. The record is from RefSeq and is a predicted model, not a curated record. Gene Ontology annotation, molecular function: RNA binding. Lineage: Eukaryota; Metazoa; Arthropoda; Insecta; Hemiptera; Phylloxeridae. The transcript has 14 exons.